AUGGCCGCAUUGUCUGAAGUUGAGCAGCGGAAGCUGGCCAUCGGCCUGUACGAGUGCGAUCGCUGGCAUCAUUCCGGGGAGGAUCCAGCUCAGGGGAACGCACCAGAGCACGUCAAGGAGGCAUGGAGCUCACUUCAAAGGGCCAAGAAACAAGUAGACACGUCUCGCAGGCUGGUGGAAGCUUUCUCUCGUCGCAGGGCGGAGAGGUUUCUUCCGUCCGUCAAGAAGCCUCUUCCCGACGGCGACAAGCUCGAUGUCCUGGGGGCUGUUUUUGGGCACCUGCGCUGUUCCCCAUUGGCCCCUGCAGAUGCGGCAGAAAUGGUGACCUGGGAGGCGGCUCAAGAAUUGGUGAAGAUGAAGGAGCGCAUAGAUAGAGACUCAUUGGAGCUCGUCAGUCUCUAUGAACAGAUCUGGCAGCUGGAGAAAAAGAAAAAGUUCCGGGAGCAGUGGGAGUUGGCGCAGGAAGUCUCUGCGGGGCUUGACCAGGUGGCAGCCAAUGUCCGAGAGUACCGGCGAGUGCAGAACAUAUUCAACCAGGAACUCACGGACUGGAGAAGAGCGCACGCAAAGAUGAUCGGACCUUGGGACUUUUUCGUAAAGCGAUUUCCUGCUGCAACGCCCGGGGAAUCGUUGGAGGCUCCAAAUGUCGCCGAGUUCAUAAAAUGGUCCGUGGGAACCCGAGCGUAUACGGAAGAUCCCGAAAAUGCUUGGGUGGUCGAACACAUUGCCUCCACCGAGGUGGCCGGAGAGGCAUGGCGCUCCGCGUACGAGGACGAUCCCCAGAAGAUGGCGGUCUAUGAAGAACGGUUGGCCCAACAAAAGUUUGCAAAGAAGCUGUGGGCGGCCACCCGUAAUGACUUACUCAUUGAGGAGUGCGUCUCCAAUGCUGUAGCAAGUAUUCUAGAGGACUCGGAGAUCAUAGUUUCCUUAAGGUACAAAUUCCAAGCAAGGGUGGGUGACCUGGAUGGCCUUGUGCGGGGCACCAUUGACGGGCAGCCUGUGGUGGUUUUGAUAGAAGCAAAACACAAUAUGGAUGGGCAGUAUAAGGCAGCUGAGUCGGAACUAAAGAAUGCUUUGCAGUACUGGGAGGAGCUUUUGAAGGUGGAUGUGAGUGAUACAGACGAAGCCACAUUGGCGGACUACAAUGCACUUCAGUUGGAGGAGAGCAAAAGGAGUUUCAUCUGCUUUGCGUUGGGGGGCUUAAAAUUUUCCAAGGAGGUUGCGAAGCAGCACUUCGGCUGGCUGGGCCAUCGCGGCCGCCUCUUUUACGUCGUACCAAAUGCUGAAGGGAGGUUCCUUGCUUCAAAGUGGCCCUAG
Molecule: messenger RNA, 1317 nt
Organism: Klebsormidium nitens
Lineage: Eukaryota; Viridiplantae; Streptophyta; Klebsormidiophyceae; Klebsormidiales; Klebsormidiaceae
Source: the annotation of a GenBank genome assembly